GUCUCCGUCACAUCUCCUCUGUGCAAUUCUAUCCUCUUCGAUUUUGUAGGUUUCAAAGAGGAAGAAGAAAGCCUUGACUUUUUCGCCGGAGAAUGUCGGGAAAGGGUGCAAAAGGCUUGAUCACGGCAGGCAAAUCCAUAAAAGACAAGGACAAGAAGAAACCCAUAUCUCGCUCUUCCCGUGCCGGUCUUCAGUUCCCAGUGGGUAGGGUCCAUCGCCUUCUAAAAACUAGGGUUAGUGCAAAUGGAAGAGUUGGUGCAACUGCUGCUGUCUACACGGCAGCAAUACUGGAGUAUCUGACUGCAGAAGUGCUUGAACUGGCAGGAAACGCAAGCAAGGAUCUUAAGGUUAAACGUAUCACACCGAGGCAUUUGCAGUUGGCUAUCCGAGGAGAUGAAGAACUUGACACUCUUAUCAAGGGAACCAUUGCUGGUGGAGGUGUUAUUCCUCACAUUCACAAAUCACUCAUCAACAAAUCCUCCAAGGAGUAGUAGUUUAUGUAUUAGGUCACCAUUCGUUUGUCUGUACUUCCAAACCUCAGAAAAAUGCACAUGCAUGAGCUGUUACUGUUAUUUUCUGUCUAUGCCUCAACAACACUACCAGCAAGCUUUGGAAAUUCAGAAAUGUUGAUUUAAUAGUUGCUUCGAGUUUAAAUUCUUGCUCAA
Molecule: messenger RNA, 665 nt
Organism: Rubroshorea leprosula
Lineage: Eukaryota; Viridiplantae; Streptophyta; Magnoliopsida; Malvales; Dipterocarpaceae
Source: the annotation of a GenBank genome assembly